AUGAUGAUUCAUGGUGAAUCGAUCUUAAGAAGAAAUCGACGUUUCAUCGCAGAUGAACCAUUGGAUUCCAUCGAUCGUGAUAAUUAUCAUAAACUUAUUCAAUGGAUAUGGGGUGGUGUUGUGCGUUCUUCUCCUGAUCAAAUUAAUAAUGAAUGUAUCAAUAUUGUCAAUAUUGUCUUAGACAAUGUUAUCGAAUGUUCAAAACGAUUAGCAAUGACUGAAGAACUAAUUGAAGAAAUUUUUCCUCUAUUCAAACCGAUCAAAAUGACCAAAAAGAUUUAUAGAUUAUUCAAAGAACUUAUUCAAGAAUGGAUAGAAGCGAGUCGAGAUGAAAAUGUUUAUCAAGUAUGUCUCGAUACGGCAAAAUUGAAAUGGCGUUCACCAAUUGAAAUUGCUUUAUUAGGUCUUUGA
Rotaria sordida is the source of this 411-nucleotide messenger RNA. Lineage: Eukaryota; Metazoa; Rotifera; Eurotatoria; Philodinida; Philodinidae. The record is from the annotation of a GenBank genome assembly.